UGGGUUACCCUUUCCGGUGCAACACCGCUUUUCAGGUCAGGGCGUGUUGGUAUCUGAGCUGGCGCGGYGGGGACCAGGCCAAGCGGACUUCUCUCCCACUUUUCAGGCGGUCUGAUGUUUAGUCUAUAGAAAAUAUGGAUUUCGAGGCGUUGUUUGACGAAAACACCUUUCAGUUUUCGGACUUCCAGGAGUUCACGUUUCUUCCUGGACACCAAAAACUGACUGAGCGAGUAAGAAAAAGACUUUAUUAUGGCCUGGACCCAGAUGUCUCUUUAGAUGGCCUCUCUUGCCCUGUUACAGACAUUGCUGUCGAAAUCCUCCAGAAGUCUGCCCCAAGCCCAAUACGAAAACUGCAGAAGAAGUAUGCCGCACAUGUUGCGAGGGAGGCUUGCAUCUCUCCGUGUGCCAUGAUGCUGGCUUUGGUCUACGUAGAAAGGCUCCGACACAGAAACCCAGAUUACCUGCAAAAAAUCUCCUCGUCUGACCUCUUCCUGAUCUCGAUGAUGGUUGCCAGCAAGUAYCUGUACGAUGAAGGUGAGGAAGAAGAGGUUUUCAAUGACGAGUGGGGAGCAGCUGGGAAACUGGAUGUGCAAACUGUCAACAACCUGGAGAUGAAUUUCUUGAACGCCCUUGAGUGGAGCCUCUUCACGGAGCCUAAAGACUUCUUUGACAUACUGAGCCUGCUGGAAACCAGCAUUGCGGAACGACAGGGGAUGAAACGAGGGUGGUUCACGUAUACUGACCUGUGUGUGCUGCUGGAGCAGUCCUCAUGGAGUCAAGCCCUAACGGCCAUCUAUCAGCACUUUACAAAGGUUUCCUGUAUGUUUGGCCUGGUCUAUCUGACCAGUGUAGCUGGCCUCAUCGCUACCAGUGCAGUGCUGCACCAGCUCAGCCUCUCCAGGAGCCACCAGUCCCUGACUCUUCCUUCAGACAAGACCGGUUUACCCCACAUCCAGACUUCCGAUCCCAGCCCAGAAGCCCCUGCCGCAGCCCACCACCUACACUGUUGUGUUCUGGCCAAUAAGAGUCUGAACCGUCAGACUGGUUCACUGGAAAGUGGCCAACGACACAAACAGAAUCCCACAUCAGAGUCUGCGCAGACGUCUCUUCUGUCUUCCCUUUUUGCCUCAGGGGGUCGCAGAAAUCCUGAAAUGGAAACUCCUCGAUCCUGGUCUUCUUCCUCCAUCGUCUGCCCCGACUGUCUCGCAGCCCCGUCUCCUGUUCAGUGCAGGCAUCGAAACGCCUCAGCACUCCCCGGUUACGACCCCCUCAACAGCCGUCUUAACUCUCCACUGCCCUCCAACCCUUUUGGAGCUGCAGAACUGAGUCUGGACUCUUCCUUUGGACUGUUCCCAACUAUAAAUUUGCGCCCUUGUCGCCCAGACUUUCUGCUUCCUACAAACAAAUACCAAGCUCUGCUAAUGCCCGGCUAGUAACCUGACGUUUUCCAGUCUGGAUACUGAACCGGCAUCGUUUUCAUGACUCAUAACUUCCUCAGGUCAUGUUUCUGUGGGCUUUCUCCAGGCAGGUGCAGAGAAGGUGUAGUUCUGUGAUGCAAGAUAAGUCAAACGCAACUGAGAUUAUUACAUUUUAUUUUGACUCCAAAUAACUCUUUCGUAUACAGAGAUUAUAAAAUUAUCCUUAUUGUCAUAAAAAACUAUCAUCACUCACAUUUAUCAGUUUCAGUCUGUUAUACAAGGACGAGCGUCUUUUCUGCUGAAUUUAUUUUAAGUGUUAAAGCAGCGACAAUAUUAAAGCUGGUAGCUGUUUGGCAGGUUGAAUGUGUGUGUUAAGCAUGGUCACAGAGAGCGUUUUUUUCCUCUAGGAAUCUGGGUUUAUAAGAUGGAGGAAAUAAACUAGUUUAUCUACAAAGUUUUCAGGUUAUCCAUACUUUAUAGUGUUUAUUCAGUUUGAGAUUUUCUGUCAAUUUUUUUGGUCAAACAUGCUGCAAAAGCAUUGAUGUUUUAUUUACUUUUUCUUUUUUGGGGGGCAAAACUUGACCUUGAUAGUUGCAAUUAAAGUGUCAGGAAAUAUAUGAUUUUCAUGGUGCAGUUGCUAUUUGUUUCACAGAAAUUAAGCAAAUUCUGUAAUCAAAGCAUUUGUUUGAAUUGUCGGUGUUAAGUGUUACAUAAUCCUCAACGUUCAAGGUCUGUUUAAGUCUCUGCUCUUUCUGAUUCUGUUUGUAAGCUAACCAUCGUGUUCUUUAUAGUUUCCAUCAGGAAUUUGCACCCUUUGCUCCUUUUACAUCACAUUACACCUCUAUUGAUUUGUCUCAAUUUAUGCAAAACGACACAGACGAAGGGAAUACAUUUGUUUUAACAUGAGACGUCAAGCAAACAACUCCUAAGUAUUUGUAUUUGAUAAACUUUGGAGCUCAAAGAUCUUUAAUUUUGUACAUGGUGUAAAAUGUGUAGAAAAACAAUAAAAAAAAGCUUUUUUGGUCAA
This is a messenger RNA of Austrofundulus limnaeus, 2445 nucleotides long. RefSeq names its product cyclin Pas1/PHO80 domain containing 1 (gene cnppd1). Gene Ontology annotation, cellular component: nucleus; cyclin-dependent protein kinase holoenzyme complex. Lineage: Eukaryota; Metazoa; Chordata; Actinopteri; Cyprinodontiformes; Rivulidae. The record is from RefSeq and is a predicted model, not a curated record. Gene Ontology annotation, biological process: regulation of cyclin-dependent protein serine/threonine kinase activity. Bases 135 to 1433 code for a protein of 432 amino acids. The transcript is spliced from 8 exons. Gene Ontology annotation, molecular function: cyclin-dependent protein serine/threonine kinase regulator activity; protein kinase binding.